Messenger RNA from Apis dorsata (giant honeybee), 2453 nucleotides. Its product is annotated as synaptogenesis protein syg-2. The transcript has 12 exons. Lineage: Eukaryota; Metazoa; Arthropoda; Insecta; Hymenoptera; Apidae. Gene Ontology annotation, molecular function: protein binding. Bases 477 to 2435 code for a protein of 652 amino acids. The record is from RefSeq and is a predicted model, not a curated record.
GUAACGUGCGAGGUUGCAUUAAUGGUAAAUAUCGUUUGGUAUUGCAGACUAGAAGAAGAAUUGAAGAAGAAGAAGAAGAAGAAGAAGAAGAAAGAAGAAAAAGAGUGAGUGAUGGUAAUAUCGAUGUGAGGGAAGAAAAGUGAGAAUAAAAGAAGAAUCGAUAAGAGAGAGAGGGAGAGAGAGAGAGAGAGUGGAAGCGGAAAUCUGGCGAAACGUGAACGGGCGGGUGAUAUGAGUGAAUACAGGAUCUUUCGUGACGUUAAAUGAUCGAGUUACGGCUCGGUCGAAACGAAUCCCGUCGAUUAACCGGCACGCGAUACCGCGCCGGGGCCACGAUUAAAACGUGCCUGCUUCGUCCUUUUCGUUGGUGCGAGAAACCCUCCUCCGCCCGGGUGAAAAAGUGAAACAAAGUUGAAUACGAAAAGAAGGGAAAACGGUGUGGCCGAGCAGGAAAGGAAAGUUGGAAGAAGGAAGAGAUGCGGUGUCACCUUCUUUUCCCCGUUGUCGUCGCUUUCUUCCACGCUCUCGUCCACGCUCAAGGAGGCCCGCGAACGUUUUCUGCUAGGCCUUACCGAGGAGGACCGAUCGUGACGGCGAGGGCGGUUCUUCAAGGUACGGCGGAACUGCCAUGCGACAUUCGUCCUCCUCGACAAAAUGAUUCUGCGAUAUUAGUCGUUUGGUAUAAAAGCGAUAUCACGCCUAUAUACAGUUACGAUAUGAGGGGUAAACAGUCGGAAAAAGAUUCGCACUGGAACGAUAAGAAUCAUUUGAACGAUCGUGCCUUCUUCAGAACGGUCACCGAGCCGGCCACUUUGAACAUCAAUCACAUCGAAGAAAGAGACGGGGGUGAAUACAGGUGUCGAGUAGAUUUUGCCAAGAGCCCCACCAGAAAUUCCAGGAUUCAUCUGACGGUUAUAGUACCGCCGCAUAAACCGAAUAUCAUCGACGAGCAUGGAACGAUUGUGCAAACGGUAACAGGUCCGUACGAAGAGAACGAGGAUAUGAAAUUGCAGUGUCUCGUGUCAGGGGGUCGGCCAGAACCGAAAGUAAAAUGGUGGCGUGGAGAAAUGCUUCUCGACUCGACGGACGAACCAGGAGAAUUCCCAUCCCUUCGUAGAAACACUUUAAUAGUAAAACAACUUUCAAGAGCUGAUCUUCAUGCUGUAUUUAUUUGUCAAGCAUCCAACAACAAUAUCAGUCAACCUGUUUCAGCGUCCGUUACCAUUGAAAUGCAUCUGAAGCCAAUGUCUGUAACGAUAUUGAGCAAUGAGCAUACACCUCUUAGCGCUGGUCGAAAGUAUGAUAUAAAUUGUAUAACCGUUGGAUCGAGGCCACCAGCUAAGUUAUCUUGGUACAUGAAUGGAAAGAAAUUGAAUAAUCACACGGAGAAGGUGUCUCAAGAUGGAAACACGACCAGUUCCACGUUAAUCCUGAAACCAACUUUAUCCGAUCACGAUAAAACGAUAACUUGUCGAGCGGAAAACUCUAAGAUUCAACGAAGUAUAAUGGAAGAUACGUGGAAAUUAAACGUGUUUUUCGUUCCAAUUUUACAUCUCAAGUUAGGAUCGAAUAUGAAUCCGGACGACAUCGAAGAAGGCGAUGACGUAUACUUCGAAUGCAAGGUCCAUGCAAAUCCUAAUGCUUACAAGGUCAUAUGGAAACAUAACGGAAACGUUAUUCAGAACAAUGCGAAGAACGGUGUGAUAGUGCAGGAGUACAGCUUGGCUCUGAGGAAAGUGAAUCGUUCUCAAGCAGGCAAUUACACUUGUAUCGCUAGCAACGUCGAGGGAGACGGUUACAGCAAUACCGUGGAGCUUAAAAUUAUGUACAAACCUAUAUGCUUGCCGGAUCAAAAACGGAUUUACGGCGUAGCGCGUCACGAAGACGCCCGUAUAAGUUGCAACGUUGAAGCGUAUCCACCGCCGGAUAGUUUUCGUUGGACGUUCAACAACACGGAAGAAAUGGUGGACGUGUCCGAGUCGAAGUACAAGAACUCGACGCGCCGUAGUCAGAGCAUCCUUGUUUAUCGGCCGAUGACGGAGAUGGAUUACGGUACGGUCUCGUGUUGGGCGAGUAACACCGCCGGCCAACAGAAUAACGCAUGCGUGUUUCACAUCAUUCCAGCUGGAAAACCCGAGUCUCUGUACAAUUGCACGUUGUCCAAUCAAACGACCGAGUCUCUCUCAGUGGAGUGUUGCGUCGGUUUCGACGGUGGCCAACCGCAACACUUUCUUCUCGAGGUGUUCGAUCAGCAAACGGGAAUACUACAAGCAAAUAUCACGUCGAAAGGGAAUGCCGCUUUCACCGUUCGCGAUUUAGAGGCUGGAAAAAUUCUCAAUAUGGUUUUGUACGCUGUAAAUGCAAAAGGGAGAAGCGAACCGACCUCGUUGGAAGGAUUCACGUUAAAGGUCGCUGAGAAACAGACUGGUGAGUAAUAAUAAUGAAUAACGAUU